CGGAGCGCGUUGGUGAAGUGCAGACGAAACUCACGUUAUCUGCUCCCGUGGCUUGUUUUCUGUUGCUUGCUUACUAGGAAGUCGUUUCGGGGAGACGGAGGUUUUUUCGGUCAGUCUGUAGCAACUGAGAGGCCCUUUCAUUUCGGAGAGAAGAUUCAACCCUCCCCCUCGGCUGUCUGAUGUCACCGACGACGAUGGGCAAAACCGGCCGGCCACCCCUCCCCGCCUCGAGGAGCAGUUGCUUUUUAAUCGCCCUCUUUGCCCUGCUGACGCUCCUCUCGGCCGGCAACGGUGUCGCCGGGGAUGGACCUCGCAGCUACAAGCACAAACGCCACCACUACAUGACGGUGCACCGGCACGAGCCCGCGAGCACACUGACGGACUAUGCAGGCACCACCAGCCCACCGCAGAACGGACGGGGCGGUCCCGGGCUCCCAGCUUCGUCCGCUGAAUUUGACGAUUACUUGGACCACGCAGAUCCGUGCGAAGGCAAGUAUUGCGGGGCGGGUCGUGAAUGCCAGGCUUCGGAGGACGGCAGCGUCGGCAUCUGCGUAUGUGCGACACGUUGCACCAGAAGGCACCGGCCCGUUUGCGGCAGCGACGGCAAAGUUUACGCUAAUCACUGCGAACUUCAUCGGGCCGCCUGCAACCUCGACAGACCCCUCACGGCGAGCCGGCUCAUGCGCUGCUUGCACCGGGAUGACCAAAAUCAUGAGACACCGAAAGUUUUGCCACUCGGGAAUGCGACACCAGCCACGCCGAAACAGGUCAACCGUCAAAGCAGCCAAGACGACAGCAAAGAAAAUUCCGUCGACGACGGAAGCUACGGCGCAAACAAGUGCACACCCCAAGAAUACGAAAUUAUGAAGGACAACCUAUUGCUGUACAACCACGAGCGACUGAUGGCCAAGGACAACCACAGCAAGGAGUACCUGGUGAGCAUAAUGUUCUCGCACUACGAUGAGAAUAACGACGGGAAUCUCGAGGGCGAGGAGCUGGAGCAAGUAGCCGAGCGCGAGGACCUCCGACGGCUGAGCAAAAAGUGCUCGCUCCGCCACAUGAUAGCUUACGACGAUGCCGAUCGCGACGGUCGGCUCAACGUCAACGAGUUUUACAUGGCUUUCAGCAAACUCUACAGUGUGCUUGUAGUCUCGCUGGACAAGAACCUCGAGGUCAAUCACAUUCCGGCGCGGGUGGGCGACAACGUCGAGAUAAAGUGCGACGUGACGGGUACACCGCCUCCACCCCUCGUCUGGCGGCGCUACGGCUACGAUCUCGAAGCCCUCUCCGAGCCCGAGGUACGGAUUUUCAACGACGGCAGCCUGUACCUGACGAGGGUCCAGCUCGUCCACGCCGGCAAUUACACCUGCCGCGCUCUUAACAACAAGGACGUCAUCCAGACCCACGUGCUCACUGUGCACACGAUACCGGAGGUGCGAGUGACGCCGCGUCUGCAGUCCAAGCGGCCGGGGGAGGAGGCCUCGAUGCGCUGCCACGUGGUCGGGGAGCCUCUGCCGCGAGUCGAGUGGCUGAAGAACGACGAGCCGCUGCGCGAACAGCGUGCCGAUGACAAGUACGAGGUGGUGGGCAACGGGACCAGUCUGGCGAUUCGGGACAUCAACUACGCCGACACCGGGGCCUACAUGUGCCAAGCGACCAGCGUCGGGGGCGUCACGCGGGACAUUAGCAGCUUGGUCGUCCAGGAGCAGCCCACGCCGACAGCACCGAGCGAGGAGCGAAGGUUCUUCUCGUUUCACGAGUGGGGCAUUUCGGUGUACGAGCCGUCGGCCUGUCGAUUGUACCAUCAAAUCAAGUCUACCGACAUUAUACCGGGGACUCAGGAGUACGUUUGCGUCGAGGAGGGAGUGCCUUGUUCGUGGGGCCGCGCGAUAAACGUGGCCAAUCGCUACGUCUACGUGUCCCAGCCGCUGAAGGACCGCAUCCUCGUCAUCAGCAAAAUUCAGAUGGUCGUUGUCGACGUGGUGACAACGGACAAAUACCCGGUGGAGCUGCAGUACGUGCCAGCGUUGGACCAAGUCUGGGUCCUCAAUUGGCGCAGCGAGACGGACAUGGGGGUGAAGACGAUACAGGUGAUCAGGGACGCGGCGCAGAAGAAGAAACACAGGACCGUCCACCCGGAACCGAUCGACGGACAGUUUGAUCUCGUGCGCGGCCUCUACAUCCCGGAACGUCAGGACAUCGGUCACGUGUUCAAGUACGGGUACGUGACGCACACGAAUCAACGGGGUAUGUACAAGCUCGACUUGGCGAACAUGAGGUACAAGACCAGCCCCGAUCUCGCCCCCUACAACUGCGUGCCUGUCAACGUCGUGUUCCCGGCAUUGUAUGGCUUCGUGAUCCUCCAGUGCGAGGAGCCAAUAACCGGUCGAGCCACCGGCCAAUUACUGCUGGAUUACCUCACGGACACUGUGUUGGAGCACAAACCCGAGCUGGUGGGCAAGCCGAUGGUCUCGCCCGACUCGCGGCACCUCGUCACCCUCGACAGGCGCCAGAACGGCGUCGUACUCAUCGUCGAGGAGAUAUUACCGACCGGAUUAAACUUUGCGUUUGACGUCAAGACUACUCUGAACAUCAGCGACAUCACGUUCUAUCCGUCCCAGACGGCCCACGGCUACGACCUCUACGCCUCGUCGAUGGAUAACAAGGAGGACAUACUCUUCCUCAACUUGGCAUCAGGCAAAGUGGAAAUGAUAACGGGCGUUGGCAAGGCGAUGCCGGUGAGCUACGCAAAGUGGGGCAACCCGAACAGGCCGAUAGUCCAGAGCGGAGUGUUUGGCCGGUACAUGGUCAGUCCGUCGAACGAGGCCCUGUUUGUCCUUAACGGCGAGACGCGCACCGUCAACUGCGAGAUCGGCGGCCUCGUGCGACCGGGCAUGGUCGUGUGGUUCACCGUACCCACGCACUAAAAACUAUUAUUAUCACCAUGACUGGCCGGUGUACAAUACAUGUUGUUGGAAUUUGUCCAACGUUUUUAACGAUUGUGCUUUUCACUGCGUCGAUGGAUAAGGUGAAUUCAAUUUUUUUUUGGUUUUUUUUUUUUUUUAGGAUAAAAAAGAGUUGAUGAUCGACGCGGCGUUAGCGAUCUUAUUAUUAUCAUCCGGCUUUUCGUGGCGCGACAACUGAUGGUAGGUUUACAUCCGAAAAUAAUUGUAUUUGGUUUUAUGUGUUACUGUUUACCAACGUGUUUUAUAUGGUUUACUCGUUGAUUAAACUUUUUCACGAAAAAAAAAAAAAAAAAAAA
Molecule: messenger RNA, 3262 nt
Organism: Copidosoma floridanum
Lineage: Eukaryota; Metazoa; Arthropoda; Insecta; Hymenoptera; Encyrtidae
Gene: Fstl5
Product: follistatin-like 5
Biological process (GO): homophilic cell-cell adhesion; synapse organization
Cellular component (GO): axon; neuronal cell body; plasma membrane
Molecular function (GO): axon guidance receptor activity; protein binding; calcium ion binding
Source: RefSeq, a predicted model, not a curated record